Adineta steineri is the source of this 1125-nucleotide messenger RNA. NCBI's taxonomy places the organism in Eukaryota, Metazoa, Rotifera, Eurotatoria, Adinetida, Adinetidae. The record is from the annotation of a GenBank genome assembly.
AUGGCUACAUUGAUCAAUUACACUUUUAAUAAUUCUUCAAAACAAGAAAUAUCAUCCGGAUUGCCUUUACCUGUACAAUUCAUCUAUUUAUUCCUGUUUGCUCUUGUUGUACUUUUGGCUGUUUGUGGUAAUAGUAUUGUCAUAUGGAUUGUAUUAGCUCAUCGUCGUAUGAGAACACCAACAAAUUAUUUUCUUGUUAACCUCGCUUAUGCUGAUGUACUUAAUGCUAUAUUUAAUAUUUCAUUUAAUGGUUAUUAUAUGGUCGCUCAAGUACUAUGGCCAUUUGGAAAUUUGAUGUGUACUUUAGUACAAGCUGUAACUCAUGUAUCAAUUGCAGCUAAUGUACUUACAUAUGUAGCAAUUAGUUUAGAUCGAUAUUUUGCUAUAAUACAUCCAUUACGUACGAAAUUAACACAUAAACAAACAAUUAUGAUUAUAUGUGGUAUAUGGAUAUUAUCAUUACUUGUAUCAUCACCAGCUAUUCGAUCAUUUAGUUAUGUUAAACAUGAUUGUAAAAUUGAUGAUUUAAAAAGUCAUCAAAAAUAUGAAUGGAUCUUCUUUUCCGUAACAUAUAUAGGUCCGAUUGUUAUUUUAACAAUAACAUAUACUAGAAUUGCUAUUGAACUUUGGGGACAAACUGCUAUUGGAGAAGUUACUAAACGACAACGUGAUUCAAUUCAAUCGAAACGAAAAGUUGUUAAAAUGCUUAUUGCUGUUGUUUUAAUUUUUGGCAUAUGCUGGUUUCCUCAACAACUAUAUUUCGUACUUCUUUCCGUAGAUGUAUCUAUUCCUGACUGGCCUGGAACUCCUUAUGUUUAUUUAACAUCCUAUUUUUUUGCCAUGAGUAAUUCAAUGUACAAUCCAUUUCUUUAUUGUUGUAUGAAUAAUAGAUUUCGUAAUGGUUUUCGUAGUGUAUUCCGUUUUUGUCCAUGUAUAUCAUGGUCACCUGAAUUUUCAUCUCAAACCCAUGUUUCCUGUCGUAGUUUUUCCGAACCAACUGCACUUAGUGUUGUGUAUUCAUCACAACGUAAAAGAAGAGUAACUAAUUCAAACAAUGCACCUCAAACAACAAGCUCUGAAUUAUCAUCAGUUAAUUUCAAUCGACAUCAUCGACAAAAUUUAUAA